This is a messenger RNA of Emiliania huxleyi CCMP1516, 822 nucleotides long. RefSeq lists its product as hypothetical. The record is from RefSeq and is a predicted model, not a curated record. Bases 1 to 822 code for a protein of 273 amino acids. Lineage: Eukaryota; Haptophyta; Isochrysidales; Noelaerhabdaceae. The transcript is spliced from 2 exons. Gene Ontology annotation, biological process: regulation of exit from mitosis. Gene Ontology annotation, cellular component: nucleus.
AUGGCGCCGCGCGCAGCGAAGCAGUUGCUGCGCCUCCACGCGCCCGUGGCCCUCGCCGAAGCGGCGUCGCCGGCUGCGGCGGGCGCGCUGCUCGAGGCGCUCGCCAAGCACGUGCUGUAUAUCCACGGCCAGAUCCCAGGGCCGUACGACGCCCUCGCGGCAGAGGCGCUCGGCCCAUCCGGGCCGGCACCGGGCCGCUGCCGCAAGGCCUCGCGCCGGCGGACAAUGCUUCGCCGAACGCGUAAGCUGGUCGCCUCCUUUAACCUCCUCUUUGGCGCCCUGCCUCGCGCCCUCGCCGCCGUCCAGCCUCCCGGCAGCGCACACGGCGGCAGCCCGCCGCUGGUGGCUGCGCUCGUCCUCGGCGGCUCGCUGGCGUCGCCGCGAGCCGUCUUCCUGGUCCGAGGCCACGCGGGCCCGACCGCCGCCGCGCCUUCCGCUGCAGAGCUGCGCGGCUUGCAGCGCCGUCUCGUGAGAGAGCUCGUCCGGGUGUGCGGCGAUCUCGCCAGCCUCCGACUCGGCCUCUGCCGGCUGCAUCUGCUGCUGCAGGCGCCUCGUGCCGCACCGCUGCCGAGCCCGUUCCGCCCACGGCCUGCGUUGCGGCUCAAGCUGCGCCGCGCUCACGCCUGCUUUAUCGAGCUCGGCGCGCCGCCUGCGGAGGCCGGCUCAGCCUCCCUCGACGAGGCUUUGGGCUGGUGCGACGCGCCAGUGGACGGCAUCGACCCCGCCUCCCCGCCCACCUCCGCCGCCGCCGCCGCCGCAGUGCGGAGCGAGCAGAUUUGGUUCCACGCCAUGGGCGCUUCGCUGCGCGGCUUCUCGAUCUGA